Molecule: messenger RNA, 603 nt
Organism: Leptomonas pyrrhocoris
Lineage: Eukaryota; Euglenozoa; Kinetoplastea; Trypanosomatida; Trypanosomatidae
Exons: 1
Coding region: 40-603 (187 amino acids)
Biological process (GO): tRNA metabolic process
Cellular component (GO): cytoplasm
Molecular function (GO): D-tyrosyl-tRNA(Tyr) deacylase activity
Source: RefSeq, a predicted model, not a curated record
AGGUCUUUAUCAGCCUUUCAUUCUUAUUAUUAGUUCAUCAUGACCAUUCGGGUGGUGCUGCAGGCCAUGGACCAGGGCUACCUGCUCGUGGACAACGACGAGAAGUACGUCCGCGCCGGCCGUGGGGUGAUGCUCUACAUCGCCUUCCUCGCCGACGCAAAAGAUGGGACGAUCAGCGACGCUGAACUGCAGCGCGCCGUCGACGUGUUGCUGCAAACGAAGAUUUUCACGCACUUCUCACCGGAGAAGAUGAUCACGCGUCCGCAGUCGCUGGCGGAGUGCCCGGAGAUGGACAUUCUGAUUGUGCCGCAGGCCUCUCUCGGUGGGAAGGUGAAGAAGGGUCACUCCGUUCAGUUUCACGAGCUCGUGCCGAAGGAUGUGGGGGCGGCGCUGUACGACCGCCUCUGCCACUUCAUCCGCGUCGCGCGCGGCGUCAAUGAGGCGCUGGUCGACGCCAACGGAGCCCCGAUCAACGAGGACGACGCGCCGAAGGCCGAGGGAUGGAUCAAGUACAGUGGCCGCGUCAUCUCCGGCACCUUUGGCAACCGUCAAGGUCUUCGCUUUGAGUCCGAAGGGCCCUUCACACACGUGUUUGAAAUUUAG